AUGUUCCAAGACCUCGACAUAUCUGACUUCGGGCUCAACAACGCUGCCGAGAUCUCGGCGUUGUUCCAGUUUGAAUCGCUGCCGGAGCCCGACUUCGACAGCCGGUCGGGUGAUAGCAAUCAUCUUUGGGAUAGCGAUGGGUUCAUGAAGGAAGUUGACAUCGGCGAAAGGGGCUUGCCUGAGCCAGUCGUCUUCAACUCGACCGGCGAUUCAAACGACGAGGUAGAGCGCGUACACCAAACAGACCCCGCGCCCUCGCCGUCCAUUGGUGCUGAGUCACUCUCCACACCUUCGUUGACUACGACGAGCCCAUCGUCGGAAUCAUCAGCAUCGCCCGUGUCCACUCCUCCGCUGCUGUACUUUCCACAGCCCCCAUCGCCUUUACCUUCGCCUCCUUCGCCUACUCAACCACCACCUCCGGUGUCCAGACGGUCUGCAUCUCGGGACACACCGGCGGCGCGCAAGGUAGUACCGCUUCCGAGACAGAGCCGGAGUGCUGCCCGCAAGCAGCCUCAACGACAGGAAGGAGCUAUCGUGGGAGCUCGGACAGGCCGGGACCAGGCUCCUGCAAUUUCGUCGCAGCCUCAGCCUGAGGCAUCGUCAUCUCGGGUGACGCUGGACAACCACGCAGAGACAGUAACCAGCUUCCCUGGUACCACUACCACUCGUCCGAGCAUUCAUCCUUAUUCCCUGCCGCCCGUCUCUGCGCAUAAGUCGCAUACGACGACCUACUACACAGGAACACAGGCACUCGCGGCGCCGAUGAGGCCCGCAUUCGAGAUACCCGUGAGGGAAGACCAGGUCGAGACCCGGCAAGGGUACAGAGCAUUCAGCGUUGCGGCUUCUGCGUCCAGUGCGAGAUCGGAGGAUGGAGGAGCUCCCGGUAUCACCACACCAUCUGCACCUAUUUUGGACGGAACCUUCGUCCAUACGUUCGUGCGAUCCGCGCCCCCUCAGCCAUACAUACAGCCGUAUACCAGCUCGGCUUGGACAUCAUCCUACGUGCCUGCCGAUUCACUCGCCUUCUCUGCGUCAACGCCCGGACAGAAGCGGAGACGAGGAUCUGAGGCCGAUGAAGACGGCGACACGCGCCCCGACCGGCACCUCACCAACCCCGAGCCAAGGCACGACCCAUGCUCCAACUCACGCUGA
Fomitopsis serialis is the source of this 1152-nucleotide messenger RNA. RefSeq lists its product as uncharacterized. The transcript has 6 exons. NCBI's taxonomy places the organism in Eukaryota, Fungi, Basidiomycota, Agaricomycetes, Polyporales, Fomitopsidaceae. The record is from RefSeq and is a predicted model, not a curated record. The coding region runs from base 1 to 1152 and encodes 383 amino acids.